This is a messenger RNA of Podarcis muralis (Common wall lizard), 3671 nucleotides long. NCBI's taxonomy places the organism in Eukaryota, Metazoa, Chordata, Lepidosauria, Squamata, Lacertidae. The record is from RefSeq and is a predicted model, not a curated record.
AGCCUAUAGGUAUGAGCUGGAGGACUUAUGGAUACUUGUUGAAAGUGUCUGUCAUGCAGGGAGCACAGGCACAUGAACUGCAGGGGCAGGGGAACCCUGUCAUCGGCACAUAGCCUUCUUUGAUCAUGAAAGAAGGCAUUCUCAGGUGAUGUCCGGACAACUUGUUCUGACAUUCAAAUGCUAAUCUGCAAUGUGCCUUGGUUGUGUAGGUCAGGUGUUUUGUUUUUGUUUAUAGAAAAAAGAACAUGCAUUUCUCAGGAGCCAGAAGCUGGAUCAAAGGCCUGUUAUCAGUUGCAAUAAAUGCUGUUAAAACUUAUUGCUGAAGCAGAAGAAUGGGAUCUACUGAGACACCAAGUUCCUGGAAAGAUUGUUCUAUCAUAGGCAACAGCAGAUAGCCAAAAAUAACCCAGGCAACUGAUAAAAAACUGACAAUAUCCAGAUUGUCACAUUUACUUGCCCUUUGCCGUUCUGGCAGGUUAUGUUCUGAUUAGUAUGCUUAAACAUAUGUAGAAAGGUCAGGUAAAGGACAAGCAUAAGAUGGUCAAUGGCUGGUUUGCAGGUGAUGGGUAGAUCUGUGAUGUAAAAUCAUCGGAAAGUUGCAACAUACUGACCUAUGACUCUAGAACAGACCUAGAACAAAAAAAUAGUAUCUAUCCCAUGCUACGUCCAGAACACAAGUUACCAGCUGUUUUGUUUUUCUAGUGUAGCAAGACCCCUGCCACCAUCACUAUCAUAUCCCAGACUGUGAAGCCCAAAUAGGGUCCUAACUGGGUAGCAAAGUGUGAAUGCAUGAAACAGAAUCACUAUAUUGUGGCUAUAAAUUUUUGAGAAUCACUAUAACGUCUAAUCUUUUAGGAGAGUUACAUUUAGUGGAGAUUACACUUCAUACUUCAGUUUUUACUCAUUGAUGAAACUCGUUGCUUUUGUUGAAAGGAAACUGACGGCACAAGGGAUAGAAAAAGGAUGGGAAAAAAAUAUUGUUACUACAGUUUAUACUUGGGGAAAAAGGGUAAUUGCCAUCUAGGUUUUACUCAGAGUAGACCCAUUUAAAUGAAUUGACCUAAAUUAUCCAUGUCAGUUAAUUUCAGUGGGUCUACUCUGAGUAUGACUAAUAUUGGCCACAACACAUAAUUUUUUUUGGGUUUUUUUAGUGGUGGUUUGUAAAUGGACUGAUAAAACACUGCACAAAUAAAUAAUGAAGUUAUGUGUAUCACAUCAAAAUUGCUUUUGCAGCAGUGUUUUAACAAUAUCAACUUGUGGAAUUGACACAUACAAUAGUAAGUGGGCUACAACUCUACUCUCUUGCAAGUCUGAUCUGAAACAUUCUUAAUUAUUUGAACUCAACUUCCCCAAAUUCAGUGUGGGUAUACAUGCAGCUAAGGCAAUGACUAGGGACCACCAUUCCUGCUAGCCAACUCUAAUGGAUGACAGCACCCUAGCUCCAAGCAUUGAAUCAGUGCUAUUCAUCAAUGUUUAAAAGGGAAAAAAUAGCAGGAUAGAAGUCAUUUGAAGCGGAUGUCAAGUGGACGAUGCUACUUAAGUGGGAAUGUAAAUAGCAUCAAAUACACAUUCAACUCAACUGCAGACAUCCCCCAUUUAUGCUGAAAGAUCCUUAGGAUAAAUAAAACCAGUCCUUGACUCGCUGAUAUUAUGUGCAGGUUAGGAUAGGAACCAAAAACUCUGACUCAGCCCCACUGGGUUACACUUUGAAAUUCAUGACCUUGUUUCGGAUUAGGAUUUAACGUAGUAAAUUUCAAACAUUUGCACAUACUAAAUACUGGAAUUGUAAAGGUAGUAAUAUCUAAGCAACUUGCUGAACUCUGUGGGACAGGCUCAUCAGAGCUCGUCUAAAACCCGGGGCGGGAGUCCUUGGUUGUCUGGGAGGAACAAGGUGUUAUUGGCAUGACAGCGUCAGUCUGGCAGGCCCAGGGCAAGUGUACCAGGCUGCCCCACUGCUUUGUAGACCACCUUAUUCUUUGAAUUUGCUUAAGAAUUGCCACCUCAGAAAUUCAUUCCAUCUUCGUAAGGGUCUCCUCAAUUAUACUCAGAAAUGUAGGCAUUAUCCAUGUCACAAAGAAGUUCUGGCACAUCCCUCAUUGCACAUAGUUAGAAAAGGUCAAUUUGGGCCAUUUUAACACCCAAGUUAGGAAGAAUAAUGCCGCCUAUUCUUUGUUGCCAAGUUGGCCCCUGGUGUUUGGAACCAACCACUACUUUCCAUGUGAUGAUAGCUAUGAUGAAUUGACCUUUCCUUAUUGACAAAAGUCAUAGGUUCCCUUGACAAUAGAGGUAUUACAUUUGGUCAACCAGGCUUGAAAAUUGAGGACAGAAUUAUAGUAUAAAUACAGCAGGUAAAACUGCUCAUUCUUCACCUUGGUGACUUCACUCCUGAAAGACACCACCCCAAAGCCAAGAUGCAUCUCCAGGUUGUGACCACUGCUCUUCUUGUCUUUCUCCUUUGUCCAGAUGGGAGCAUCUCGGCCCCUCAGCUUCUUGGUGGUUUAUUAGGCGGCGGUGGUAGCAGACGUGGUGGUGGUGGUUUACUAGGCGGCCUUACUGAGGGACUUACUGGCGGAACUGGUGGUGGUGGUUUACUAGGCGGCCUUACUGAGGGACUUACUGGCGGAAAUGGUGGUGGUUUACUAGGCGGCCUUACUGAGGGACUUACUGGCGGAACUGAUGGCGGUUUACUGGGCAACCUUCUUGGAGGUAGUGGCCUGCCAGUGUCUAACUUGCCUGUCCCAACUGACGUACUUAGUGGCCUGCCAGUGUCUGGCCUGCCUGUACUUUCUAGGAAGAAGAGAUCUCCAGUUCUGGGUGGAGCAACUAGCCUUCUGGGUGGAAAAGUUGACAGUCUUGGUGUGUCUGGUUUAGUGGACAACCUUGGUUUGGGAGACACGUUGAAAAGCCUUGAUCUGCAAGAGAAGUUGCAAAAACUUGCUCUGCCAGAGAAACUGCAAGUUGUAGAUCAAUUGUUGAAAGAUCCUCAGGUGCAUUCGACACUGGAACGUUCUGAUGCGAAUGGAGCCUUGGCAGGUUUGCAAGGUCUAUUGAGCGGUCUUGAUUUGUCCAAAGUACUGGGCAGAAAGAAGAGAUCUCCACUUCUGGGUGGAGCAACUAGUAGUCUUGGUGUGUCUGGUUUAGUGGACAAACUUGGUUUGGGAGACACGUUGAAAAAACUUGCUCUGCCAGAGAAACUGCAAGUUGUAGAUCAAUUGUUGAAAGAUCCUCAGGUGCAUUCGACACUGGAACGUGCUGAUGCGAAUGGAGACUUGGCAGGUUUGCAAGGUCUAUUGAGCGGUCUUGAUUUGUCCAAAGUACUGGGCGUGAGUAUUGUGGAACUUUUAUGUAUUUAUUAUAUAAUCUAUAUUGAGAAGGUGGGAGGGAGGCAAGGAGGAAGCUCUUUUCUGCCUCAGAAUAUGAUCCCAGCCAGAGAAGAAUAUGAUAAGCAAUUGAUUCUUCUGUUCUAAGCAGCCUAUUGUAGAAGGAACCCUUUGCAGCUGAAUUAUCUCUUCUUUCUGUAGUAGUGUUGGAUUCAUGGUGUGUAUUAGAUCUUGAAGAGUUUGGUACUAAAGCAACAGAGUUGCUCAGUUUCCCUCAGAGUUUCAGGUGUCUCUUUGGAUCUUAAUAUGUAGCAUAUGGAAAUAUAAGGAAAUGCUGCCUAUUGGUAAAAG